GAAAUGUCAAAACUGACGGCAGCCUACAACAAAACCCGCGAGUGCGUGGUCACUCGCUCUAAAAUCAUGAUGGGCUACCCGGAAGCUCGCUACCCAACCAUCCCGAAGAUCCUCAAGAAGACGGCGGACUUCCAGAAGCUUGAAGGUUCUAAGGAUCGAAUUGCGUUCACCCUCUCCCAGGAACCAAUUGCCGAUAAGAAAUGCACCGAAAUGAUCAAAAAUGUUCUUCUAGAACAAUUCCAAGACACCGAUAUCCCCGCCAACUACAUCGCCGUGUCAAUGGCUUUGCCAAACUUCAAGAUCGGCCAAAACUGUCAUGACUUCCAGCCUCUGGACUGGUACAAGAACAUCAAGGGGUACUUCACAUAUAAAAAGAUCACCGAACAAGUCCAAGCCGCCUACUUCAACGAUGAAGCGGGGAAUCAGUUCCUCGCCGGCGUCUGCUACUACGCGACUCCCGCCGGCAAGUGGGUCGCCAAACUUCAAACCGAGCAAACUCUACUGCGAUUUGAGUUCCAGAAAGCCGAACCGUUCCCCUUGAACAGUAAAAGUCGUUUCGACACGAAGGCGUUCAAGAAAUUCGCGAGAUACGGGAGAUAUUGUGAGACGGAAGGCUGUCGAGUUUUAGUUUGGGUAGGAAAAGCCGAUGGUCAGAUUGUGCAUCUGAACUAUCAUCCUGUGUACUGCAUGCAAUGGACUAAAGGAUGUGCUGAGUGCGCCAAGGAUCACUUUGAGUACAUGUGGAUUGCUCCAGAAGAGCCCGUUGUACAAAAGAGCAAGGAAGAAGAUUAUAUCUUAAAAGCUCCCGAGGACAAGGAUCUCAGCGAUUUCGACCAACUAAGUGACGUUCUCAACGUGGAUGCGAUCUCAUUGCACUGACUUCUGUAUUUCUUGUACUUUUGCGUUCUCAUUAAAUGGGCUUUAUUGAAAAUGAAUAUACAUAUUUAUU
Caenorhabditis elegans is the source of this 949-nucleotide messenger RNA. It is a transcript of the gene F33E2.5, whose product is annotated as YqaJ domain-containing protein. Bases 4 to 879 code for a protein of 291 amino acids. Lineage: Eukaryota; Metazoa; Nematoda; Chromadorea; Rhabditida; Rhabditidae. The transcript is spliced from 2 exons. The record is from RefSeq and is marked reviewed.